Messenger RNA from Oncorhynchus mykiss (rainbow trout), 5693 nucleotides. RefSeq names its product ITPR interacting domain containing 1 (gene itprid1). Gene Ontology annotation, molecular function: signaling receptor binding. Lineage: Eukaryota; Metazoa; Chordata; Actinopteri; Salmoniformes; Salmonidae. The record is from RefSeq and is a predicted model, not a curated record.
UCAUGUAAGUCUUUUCAUUCAAAGGUGAGUCCUUUCAUUCCAAUGAACCACGAUGUGCAGUUUUGUUCUUCACCGUUUUACUAAUCUAUGUUGACUGUCACAGUUUGAAUGAAAUUGAGCUAUCAUUGUUAUAGGUACUAUAAACGUUAUGAAGACCUAGGGUAUAUUUAGUAUUCUGUUAACCAUAGUAGGGACUUAGCCAACACUGUGUCAGCCAAUUUAUGUGUCUUGGUUGAAGGAUGUGAGUCUAGCCUACGUUAUGAAUGUCAGCGGUGUUUUGGACAUUUUUGCAAGUGUUGGAUUUCAAAUAUAAUCUCCUCUUAGUAACUAAAAUGUUUAAAAAGUGUAUUGAAACAUGAUAAUCCACAUGGAGUAUAAAUUACUUUAAGUGGAAGUGACUGGCAUUAUAAAAGCCCCAAAUCCUCCUGGAAUAUGUCUUGAAAUGAGUCUGUUUCAUGUAUCAAGUAUUUGCCAAUGCAGUUUACAGUUCACAGUGUCCAGAAUACUGACCCAGUUACAGUAAGACAAACCACCAUAUGGUAUUUGAACCAUGCAAUAAAAAGGAAAUCAUUGAAAUUGUCAUAUAAAUUGAUAACAUACAUAUAAUAUGAUUUUCUUUUUUCUAUAGAAGUGACUGAGGCUUUUGACUAUCACCUAUAGCUUAUGCCAGAAAAUAGACCAUCCAGUUGGACUGAUUGACUUCUACUUCCUGCUGGGAAUAGAAGGGGGAGGUUGAACUUGAGAUAGAGUUCCUGAAAAAGCACAUCCCUUUGGCAGGAGCUGCUCGUAACCGAUAAACACUGGGACAGGAAACGGUGAAAGCAUUUAAAUAAGCCAGCAGGAAACAAUAUUUCUGUGUGUGUCAGAGAAGCAGGGGUGAGCUGUGAUGUGUUCGCUGUUGAAGUUUUGACAUCAUUUGCAUCUCUUCCAUGACUGGUGUGUUUACUAGUGUAGAUAGUGUAGCCUGGAUGCCUGGGUGCAACCCAAUCCUGUGGUGUUUGCUUGAGCCUCAUGUUGCAGUGGAUUUUCAGGUUGACUGACGGACGGUGUUGUGUGGUUCUGAUCUUAAGAGAGAGACACCAGGAUGGCAGCUGAAGGGGCCACAGAGAAGAGAGCCAACUUGGUGGCAUCUAAAGUCAUGUGGAGUAACAGGGAUGACGUACCUAUGUCAGCACCAGAACGGUCACAUGGCAGUGACAGAGCUGGAAUCUGUAGACAGAACAACGUCCAGCAGUGGCUUAGAAGUCAUGAGGCGGAUGCAAAACCAGACCACACCAGAGAAGCUGCAGCAGGGCUUUUAAAGAGGAACGCCAGCAGUGAGGAUGACUUAGCGUUGGGCGUCGAAGCAUCUUUAUAUGGUAAACAGGGAGUGAGGACCGUCCAGGAAUUUCUGAGGGGUUCCAGGUCCAGCCCAGUUCUCACCAGGUGGAACAGCUUGACCUCAGCCUUCUCAGCACAGUCGGCUCCACUCAGUGUAAUGGAUGUGCUGAAUCUGUGGAGUGAUGACCCAGAGGAGGUCCUACUAGAUCUGGGCUUCGGCUGUGACGAGCCUGACAUCUCUGGACGGAUCCCAGCCCGCUUCAUCAACAACCAGUCCAGCGCCCGGGGAAUCAACAUCCAGGUGUUCCUGGAUGCCCAGAAGAACCGCAUGGACAUAGAGAACCCUGAUGUCAGCAAUAGGUUCAGGCAGUUGGAGGUGCUGCAGCAGGUUACCACUGCGUUCUCAUCCCUGGUCGGUGGUGCGUCUACAGACUCCCUCUCCGAGAGCGGAGUUCCAGCUUUAGCUUCAGCCGAGGCCAGGGAGAAGAGGAAGAGGAUGGGCAUGCUGCUCCGCCGGGUCUCCAGAAAAACCCUCAGCCAGACCCAAAUCCAGACCCAGGACUCCCAGGACACAAACCCAACUCCCCACAGUCCCGUAGCCCACUUACAGCAGCCUCUGGCCGGCCCCCCUGACAGGCGGACCCCGCUGAAACGAGCCAGACAGGGCCUGGCUGAGAGUAUAUGUCUGACCCCACUGGUAGAGGAGCAAGGCCUAGCCUCGGAAGCACCAGAGCCCCACUCGGUCCCCCAGGAGGGUGCGCUCAGGCUCGAGGUGGGGAAGGAGUAUCAACCCCUGAUCUCCAGUGGUAUUCCAACCAGAAAGAAAAGUCCUGGGGAGGCCAGGGAGUCCUUUGAGAUGGAGGAGAUCCAGAGCUUUGAUGAGGGCAGUAUUUCUGGGAGCUACAUGGGAGCAUCUGACACCACAGCAGUGUGUGUGAUGAGGACUAACAGCUGCCAGUCUGACAGCAGUGGUUUCCUGGAAGAGCCCUUCAUCCCGUCCAUUACCCAGCAUCCCUCACCUGGACCCGAGCUCAUGAAGGCUUUGUCGGGAAUAUCUGGAGGCAGCACUGACAGCCAGAUCACUGUAAAAGGAGCUUCACCCCCCUCCUCCCCCCCAUCCACUUCCCUGGACCCUUCCCCUCCUUCCCUCUCCACGUGCCACCCAAGACCCGAGUCUCCUCUAUACAGACCAGAGACAACAAGCCCUACAGAGGAGACACCCAGACACCAGGAUUUCCCCACACCCCACUCCCUCCUCUCUGAUGCCUUGGAGAUGACUAACUCUGCGUUUGGAGCCAGGCCAAGCCUAAUGGAAAACACUGUCACUGAGGAAGAUGGAUUCUCUUCGGCCUGCUGUGCACCUUGUCAUAAGCCAGACUCUCCGUUACGGCACGUUAUUAUUAUCAUGAAAACAGAUAGAGAAACAGAACACUUUACUCUGGAAUCAGAGGAAGCUGUUCCAAUAGAAGGAGAGGAAAAGGCCAUAGCGGAACAAAGUGGUAAUGUUCAGACAGGAACAGAGGCUGUUGGUGAUCAGGACACCGAUUGUUAUGGGUCACAUGAAGGCUCUCUGAUGGACUCGGUGGCUCUGGUGCAGAUGAAGGAAGAGAUGGAGAUGAAGAUGGAAGUACAGAUUAGUUCUGGUUUGGAAGGUCCAGUGUUGGGUCCUAUCGCUGUUCCUGAGGUGGUAGAUCAAGGCUCUGAGACUGGAUCUGUUUGUCAGGACCGGUCCUCUGAAGAUCCUCUAUUAGGAUCUGACCCUAACCUCUCAGCAGUGCUAAGCCCUGCCUCCUCUCUCCCCGCAGCAGAACCUCUCUCUGCCUCCUCUCUCCCCCCAGCAGAGCCUCCCUCUGCCUCCUCUCCCCCCCCAGUGCACUGGGAAACGGGUGGCUCAGAGAUUUCAGAGGGAUCCUCAAGCUUGGUUGUCCAAGAGCCUGUUCCACCACUAAAUCAACCAACAAACCCAUCAACAGACCUACCUCCAGGCCCAGCUUUAACCUCACCUUCAGAGCAAGUGUCACUUCCAUCCCCAGCCUAUUCCCCACCACCAUCUCCGUCCCCAGCCUCAUGUCCACACCAACCUCCAGCCUCAGCUUUUCUGGCAGCAUCCAGCUCAUCUCCAACACAAUCCCAUUCCCCAAUCCCAAACCAUCCUCUAUCAGCCCUAACCACAACACCAAUCCCAUCCUCAAUUCCAAACUCACCAUCAGCCCAUUCCUUAACCGUAGCUCCAUCUCAAGCCCCAACCCCACUCGUCCCCCACAGUGGUGCUUUCAGGUCAGGUCGAUCUGUGUCUGUCCAGAUGCCCUCCUCCCUGCCCUCUGUCUCCCACUCUGCCCUCCGGAGAGGUGCUGUCCCCCACACCCCCUCCCCGCUCGGUCCUUCCUUCGAGCCCCUACCCCUGACUGACCUGACGCUCCGGCAGAGGCGGAACUCCUUCUCCAGGAAGGCGUGGUCAGAUGCUGAUGUCUCCCACCUUGCAGAACACAGAAACACUGCGGUUGCCAUGGGAAAGGCAGACAUGACACCUGAGACAAUAUCCCUCCCGUCCCCCUGCCCCUCCCCCUCCAUGUCAUCGUCCAAUCGGUGGCUGUCUCGCGACGGUUCACGAAGAUCCGGAAGUUUCCAGAUGAAGUCCACCUCCUUGGACACUGGGCUGUGGCAGGAGGAAGUGGGGGAAGAAGUGGGGGAUGAGGAUAGACGGUGGGAACGAGCCCUGUUCUCUGGGCUUUCCUGCUGCUGCUCCUGUGAUAACCGCUGUCGCUGCUGUUCUCAGAACAAUCGCCUCAAACCGUCCUCCGUUUCAGCUUUCCCUUAUUCACUGGAUGAGCUGGAGGGGAUGAUGCACUGUAUGAGGAAGUUCCGCUGUGUCCUGACAGACAUCGAGGAACAGCUGUCAGAAGACCAGGCCUCGGUGUACAGCUCACUCUCUGACACUGACAGAGAGGAAGUGCGAGACAUCUUGGAGCUGAGGAAAGCUGUGAAACAGGAAGCAGGAGAGUUGGAACUGCAGCUCACUGACCUGGUUCAUCGCUAUGACGACAGCUUCAAAAUGAAGAUGCACAGACUACUCGAUGAACAAUCUCACCUCUACACCCAGCUAAGGCUCCUGCCCCUGAUCCCUACGACCACAUCCACCCCUGGUUCUGCCUCCUCCAGGAGCAUGGCCACUCAGUGCUGCCUGCUGCCCUGGCUGCCUUUGACGGACAUGUCCAGGCCACGCCCCUCAUCGCAGGCCACCUGGGAUUUGGAGUCCAGAUCAGCUCUGCCAGAUUCCAGUUCUAUGGGCCAGAGGCUAAAACAUGGUUCUACAGGCACCAAGCCAGACAAACUGGACAUUGUGGGUUUCAUCCAGAGAGUAAGGGACCUUUGACCCCUGCUGAAGGAGUCCAUACGCCACUCUGUCAAUACUGACUCACUGGAGUAAAAGAGAGGUGGGGUAGCCCUGACUGACAGAUCUAGGCCAGGAUUCAAUCCUAAGCGUUUCCUAGGGCAGCGUACAAUACAGGCGACAAUUUGCCUUUCAAAGGCAUUUUCCCUGACGUUCGCAGAGAUCGCGUUCAUGGUAAACGCUGUGCAUGUCGGCUCAGACGUACAGUGCCUUUGAAAAGUCUUAUAAUAGUGCUCUGCUCUGUAACACGCCUUCGCGUGAAUACCAGACCUAUACCCUCUAAACUUGACUGAAAAAAACACUGCCUGUGUCCUCACCCACCCGUGGAUUGUUUUUCUGUCUUACAGAUGCUGCUUCUGCUGUAGCUAACUGAAGAUGAUCUGCUGUCUAAGUUAUAGUGUGUCCAAUCAACCUGGACUCGGGUAGAUGUAACAUGAUAAAUGUAAAUCUGUCUCCCUCCAUUUAGUAUGAUAUGUUAGGUGUGGUAAGGUAUGUAUUUCUUUGUGGAUGUCCAUCAUCCAUUAUGUUUUAACAAUUCAUAUGAUAUGUUACGAAUUGCAAUUUGUACAAUAUGUCACGAAAUUGCGAUUUAAGUAUGAUAUGUCACAAAUUCCAGUUUGAUGUGGCUAACCCUAACAUUCGUUAAGUAGCUUACGUUAACUAGGCAAAGGGUUAGCUAACAUGCUAAGUAGUUGCAAAAAGUAGUACGUUUCAAAAUAGCUAAUUAGCCUAAACGCUCAAGUUGUCCGUGAUGAGAUCGGAAGACGCAACAUUCCCACCUAUCCACCCCGACCCACCACCCUCCCUUCGUUUUUGCCUCAUGUAACCUUACCAAACAUACCAUAUCAUAUUAAUUUGAGUGUCCUGGAUUUACGUUGACUAUGUCUAGUCUAUGAAACCAGGCUGGUGUAAUCAAUGGAUUCCAUUACUACUAAAGUAGUCCAGUGUCCACAUGAUGAAUAAAAAGCAUGAAUGCAUGAAA